Molecule: messenger RNA, 1905 nt
Organism: Colletotrichum truncatum
Lineage: Eukaryota; Fungi; Ascomycota; Sordariomycetes; Glomerellales; Glomerellaceae
Product: Oxygen-dependent choline dehydrogenase 4
Molecular function (GO): flavin adenine dinucleotide binding; oxidoreductase activity, acting on CH-OH group of donors
Source: RefSeq, a predicted model, not a curated record
AUGGCUAAAUUUUUACCCUUAAUUGCGGCAGCUCUGUUAGCCGGCUCGUUUACGGCCGCGACUCCGGUCGACGAAUAUGACUUUGUUAUCGUUGGCUCAGGUCCAGGUGGCGGCUCGCUUGCAGCCAAUUUGGCCGUGAGUGGACACUCAGUCUUCUUAAUCGAAGCCGGCGGUGACAGCUCGGAUGAUGUGCUUGAAUUGCUCCCGCUCCUGUCUGCGCGUGCUGCUGAGACUCCGGGUCACUCCUGGCAGUUCUUCGUCGAGCAUUAUCAAAACGAGACCCAAGCCCGGCGUGAUCCUAAGUAUACUUAUAGACAAAGCAACGGGUCUUACUAUUACGGCCUGAACCCCCCUGAUGAUGCAGUACCUGCAGGUAUUUACUACCCCCGUGGUGCCACAUUGGGCGGCAGCGCGCAGGUGAAUGCCAUGAACUUUGCAUGGGCACCUGACAACGAAUGGGACUACAUUGCCGAACUCACCGGAGACGAGACUUGGAGUCAUCAGCAUUUGCGCCGCCACCUUAUGGAUCUCGAGAACUGCACGUACGUUCCCCAGGGAACACCCGGUCAUGGUUUUGACGGCUACAUCGAGUCGAGCAUGGGGAACUCAACAAGCGGUUUGACAUCCCCCAACGCAGCGCUCUUCGUAGAGGAAAUGUUCCGCCAGGCUGAAGGCAUCGAGGUUGACGGUGUCGAGCACAUGGCCGAGCUGCUCCUUCGCGACCUCAACAGGAUCGACAGAGACCGCUAUGAGAACAAUUUCCUGUUUCUCACCCCCGCAGCCAUUUCUCCUACUACUGGCGGUAGGAGUGGCGUGGCAGGUUACAUUAAUCAGGUCGUUGCUGCCGGACACCCUCUGACCGUUAGCCUGCAUUCGUUGGCGACCAAAGUCCUCCUUGAAGACUGUGGCCGCGGCAAGAAGCCCAAGGCUUACGGCGUCGAAUAUCUGCUGGGCGAGGGACUAUACUCGGCUGACCAGAGGUACAACGCCUCGCAGACAGGGGAGACUAGGACGGUUCGAGCGAAGAAGGAGGUCAUUGUAGCAGGCGGCACGUUCAACACUCCUCAGAUUCUCAAGCUUAGCGGUAUUGGCCCACUUGAAGAACUGGAAAGCCUGGGGAUUCCUGUUCUUGUCGACCUACCCGCAGUAGGCAAUUUCAUGCAGGACAAUUACGAGGCGCCUGUUCACAUUCGAGCCGAGGAGCCAUGGGUUGAAGCCGCCAACUACCCAUGCACCCACGCUUUUGACGAUUCGGAUCCGUGUUUCGUGGUUUGGCAGGCAAACCGAACCGGGCCGUACACUCAGCGUGGCGGGACGUUCAACAUGGCCUGGCGAAGCAGCGUCAGCUGGGACAACGACACAGAUCUCUUUUACCUUAGCUCCGCCGGUUUUGGAGGCAUCGCAGGUUUUUAUCCUGGGUACUCCAACAGAACUUUGAUGCCCAAUGACUGGAACACCCCUAUCGUCAAGAUGCAGGCGGGCAACGCCGCAGGCACCGUAACGCUCCGCUCCGCGGAUCCGCGACAGGCACCGGAGAUCAACUUCAACUACUUCUCUCAGCGGGGCGAGGAGGAUCUGCAGUCCCUCGUUGAGGGAAUCGAGUUUAUGCUGGGCGUGUUUGACGAAGUUGGCGUGCCGUACAGGGUGAUCUCGCCGGACCCCGAGAUCGACAUGAGGCAAGGUAUCAAGGACACGGCAUUCAGCCACCAUGCGACAUCCAGCUGCCGCAUGGGCCCCGCUGGUGACAAAGACUACUGUGUCGACUCCAAAUUCCGAGUCAAUGGCGUUGACGGGUUGCGCGUUGUCGAUGCCUCCGUCCUGCCCCGGGCCCCUGGCGCUAUGCCAAACGGUCCAACAUUUACGAUUUCGCGAAAGGCGUACGAGACUAUCUUGGAAGAUAACUGA